AGUUGUUCAUCUAUAAAUCCGCAUCAUCAUGUAUUCAAAAGUCGUUACAGGCCUUUUGUGUCAGGCACUGUUUGUAGCAGGAGCCUCCGUGAAUGUUGAACGUCGAGGAGAAACUAAUCAAACCGUUGCGGCGAACAACGAUGCUGAAAAUGAUGGAGUGAUUACUAUCAAGAUGCAACUAGGGCCUCAGGCUCGUGGCACUAGUUGGUGGUCUUGGGCAUUUGACAAUGAGGAUUGGAGUAAAACUCCUUAUGUGACUGAAUCCAUAUCGACAAUAUACGAAAGUAAAGUUGUCACUGCGGCCAGUAUUGCAGGAGCGGCUCAUCCAAUUACAUUUUCUAACGAGGCAUUGAGUGUAAAUGUGAUUAACAACGAAUGCUGGGUUUCAAUCGCCGGAUCAGGUGAUGUCCAGGACUGGAUUGAUAACUUGAACCUCGGAACCGACGCUAUCUACUACAAUGGACAAUACGUUGGUCGUGGAUUUGAUGGUUUUGUGAAUGGUUACAACGAAUACUUCUCAUUGGGAAUGAAUGGAGUGGUUGAUCAAUCUUGUUCUGGAGUGUCAAAAAUCAACUUCGUUGGGUAUAGUCGUGGAGCAGGUAUCGCCAACAUCCUCGCGGCCGCUUAUUACCAAUUUAGUACUUAUAAUGUCGAGUUAUAUACGUUUGCAUCACCGCGCGCUUUUGAUGUGGCCACGUCUGACAGUUUCCAUAUGCGGUUCCCUCAAAUACGGGUUAUGAACGAUGAAGAUGUAGUGACUAGUGUACCUUUCAGUGCGUGGGGAUUCAAACAUAUGGGUGACGUAGUUUGCCUUAACUGCCGUGAAACCGGUCGAAACUCAGAGGAGAGUGGCUCGAUAAUUGCACAUCUGUUUUACAACUACGCUGCAGCAGUGAACUCACUUUUAGGAUAAAAGGUCGGUCUGGUCGAGUGGUGAACGUUCAGUAAUGUAUACGUAGCGUGACGAUCUUAAAACGAGCUAUAUAAGAUUCUUAGCGAGAAAACUAAAUCUUGGGCCACCAUUUUACGGGUCUGGAGGUACAUAUUAAAAAUAGUAUAGUCUAAAUAAAAGUCGAUUGUAAAACUUCA
Messenger RNA from Sphaeroforma arctica JP610, 1089 nucleotides. RefSeq lists its product as hypothetical. NCBI's taxonomy places the organism in Eukaryota, Ichthyosporea, Ichthyophonida. The record is from RefSeq and is a predicted model, not a curated record. The transcript has a single exon. The coding region runs from base 29 to 913 and encodes 294 amino acids. Gene Ontology annotation, biological process: lipid metabolic process.